Messenger RNA from Sinocyclocheilus grahami, 3684 nucleotides. RefSeq names its product tetratricopeptide repeat protein 31. The transcript is spliced from 16 exons. Bases 277 to 1770 code for a protein of 497 amino acids. The record is from RefSeq and is a predicted model, not a curated record. NCBI's taxonomy places the organism in Eukaryota, Metazoa, Chordata, Actinopteri, Cypriniformes, Cyprinidae. Gene Ontology annotation, molecular function: RNA binding; metal ion binding; protein binding.
UUGCCAUAGUAGAAAAAAAAAUUGUGGGACAGCUUUAUGCCAUAGUGAGAAGUGUGGCUCCAGAACACAAUGGCCCCCGCGGCCCUUUAAGACGCUCGUUCUGGGAGGCGCUUGAGUUCAGUUCAACACACCCGCCUGGCGCUUCGCUCGACGCCCAGGAAGAGAAACACCACACAUCUAUCGCCACAAGUUUAAAUAUGACGAUUCAUUUGUUGAUUUGACGUGUAUUCUGUCGUGUUUACGUUCCUGUAGCGGUAUUGAGGGCAAUAAUGCUGAAUGGUUGGACUAAUGAAGUUCAGUUUGGAUUUCUGCCGGUUACUGGGGCUCAGCGGCUCCAGUGAUGAGAGGCCAGAGGAGAUGGACACAGGUGCCCUCCCUGAGCAGAAUGACCACACACUCUCACAGGAUGUCUUAAAUGGUGAGGAAGGUCUUAGUGAGGAGGAGAAGGCCAGACGGAAAGCAGAGAGACGCAAAGCCAAAAGGAAGCGCCAACGUCAGCGGAAGAAAUUAGAACAGGGGAAAAAGGAUGAAAGUACUGAACAGGGGGAGGAGAAUGCUGGAGCUGAUUCUGAACUUGACGAGUCUGAGGAGUCUGAGUCAGAGGAGUUGGAAUGUAUUGGCCUUUCGAAGGUGGAAGAGAAGCCAGUUGCUCCUCAAAGUAAAAGUCCUUCUGGACCUCCGCUGGCAUCAGGGAACAAAAGCAACCGGCAGCCGGCGGCCCGUUCUAGUGAGGAGGACCCAGGCUGGGAUGUGAACAGUGCUUUUGUUGCCAAUGCUGUCAGUCACAUUCGACCCAAAACUAAAAGUAAAGGAGCUCACAAGUCGAAAGAGAACAAGGAAAAUGAGAGCAGGACAGGAGAAGUCAUAGGUUUAUCAGAUGCUAAAACUAAAAGAAGUGCCUUACUAGUAGAAAAAGGGAUUCGAUUUGUUCAGGAGGGUCAGUACACACAAGCUGUUAGUCUGUUUACAGAGGCCAUCAAAUGUGACCCGAAAGACUACAGGUUUUUUGGAAAUCGCUCCUACUGCUACUGUUGUCUGGAGCAGUAUCCUCUGGCCCUCGCAGAUGCUGAGAAGUCCAUUCAAAUGGCUCCUGAUUGGCCCAAAGGCUAUUACCGCAGGGGAAGUGCACUUAUGGGGCUUAAGAGGUACAGUGAAGCUGAGAAAGCCAUGGAACAGGUGCUAAAACUGGACCAAGAUUGCGAAGAAGCAGUCAAUGACCUCUUGUACUGUAAAUUGCAACAACUUUUGGAUCUUGGCUAUGAUGAGGAACAGAGUAUUCAAUUGCUGGACAAAUACAACACGGUGCAGGCUGUUGUUGCAGCCAAGGCUUCAAAUCAGGACUCUGCUCUCCUCCAACCAGGUCCUUGCAGUUCCCUGUGGGUGGGCAACGUGACCACAGAACUGACAGAGAAACAUUUGCGGGACCUCUUCAAAAUUUAUGGAGAAAUUGACAGCAUCCGGGUUCUGCACGAACGUUUCUGUGCGUUUGUUAACUUUAAGAAUGCCAACAUGGCCUCCCGUGCAAUGGAGAAACUCAAUGGACAUUUUAUUGAGAAUACCCGACUAGUGGUUCGAUAUCCAGAUCGACGGAUUCAGAGAGUCCUUCCAACACCUGCCAUUCAACAACCUGCAGGGGCUUCUGGGCCAAGACGCAGAGGUCCUGUCAACGGAGAUGAGUGUUACUUCUGGAGGACCACCGGCUGUCAUUUUGGAGAUGGGUGUCGCUAUAAGCACAUUCCUGAUCAUCGAGGCAAAGACUGGCAACCUUGAGUCAACGCUAGCCUCUCUUUUUCUCUCCCCUAAGAACUCUGGGAGAUGACUGCAUGAUUGUUGGGACUGUAAUCUUCACUUUGAUUAUCUGUAGGUCAGGACCAGUAUUGUGGAUCAGAAUCUUCUGACGGCUCUCUUGAGUGCUUCACUGUCAGACUCCGAACCUCACGGGGUUUCAAAGCAGACGGGACUCUGGGAAAAGAGUCUCUUUUGAGGUGAGGUUUGGGUGGUGCAGAGUGCCGCAUCGCAUCGCCGUCUGCUGAGGUCUACACAGCCUCUCAUAUCAUAUGAUCUCUUCUCUCUUCCUGUGCUAACUCCACCAACCCAAAGAAGAGCCGUAGAUCUGGUCUGACAUUUGAGUUCAAUUCCAAGAGAAUGACUUUGAUUCUGUAUUUGAGGAUGGGAGAAACAUACCAAAGAAUAAUACUAUGCCAUAUGUGGAUUUUACGUUGAGAGAGAAAAAGGCUUUCAGGGAAAAUUAGCUUAUUAGUUUUACUUGUGUGUUUUGAUUUGUUUCCACCACCUCAAACACACUCCAGCUCUUCAUUCAUCCAUAUUUCUAAGGGGACUUUUCCCGCUAAUUCUCUCAAAAGGCCCCAAAUUUAAGACAUUUGAGGGCAUGUCAGUAUUGCAAAGGGUUAGAGCAAUUAUUUGAAUCUUUCAAAGAAAUUACGUCUCUUGAUAAAUUAUUUUCAAUUCUCCUUUUUGAUUUGUCUUGCAGUCUUGCACUUUACCAUAUCAGAUGAUCUGUGGGUUGUUCCUCAAGCGAAAAACAUGGUCUUCCCCUUUAAGAAAGAUGAGUAGAUGUUUGGUCAGAAUCAUGUUGCUAAAGGUAUUGAUGAUCUGUGGUCAUCGGUGGUAUUUUUUUCAUGGUAUUUUCCAAUCGCCAUUUAGAUAUUAUUUACAUUUAUCUAUAAAUAUGAACAUGGAAUAAUGAUUUCACGUAAUGCGAUCACAAACGCAGUUUUUGGUCAUGGAUCAUGUUAUGCUGCUCCACGAAAUGCAGAAAAUCUUAUGCAAGAGCUCUGAGACGCAGGAAACUCUUGCUUUGGCACUUUUCAUACCAUCAGCGCAAAGUUGAUCGGGUGGUUUUCAUCAUUUCCUCUUUUAUUUAACAUUCUUGCUCGGGUUUUAGUGGAUGUGAAGGAAGUUGGCUGUUUGAGAUAGUUCGUCAUGUCUUCCACCUCAUCAUCUUGUAGAACAGCAUGCACAUUUUUUAAGUUAUUGUUGGUAUGAUAAUGAUUUCAUCAAGCAAUAUUCUUGUUUCAAUGCAUUUGAAAACCCUCAUAACCUCGUUGUGCUGUUCUGACACACUUAUCCAAAGAACACUAAUGUUUACCUAGUGUACCACAGACAAACACAUUGCUAUUUUUGUACGAUACACUAUUUACGACGUGUCAGUUAAUGACACUUCCUCAGUUUUUAGAUAUGACUGCAUGGGUUUUUAUGCAGGCUGUAGUCACACUAGUGCUUUUAGUUUAGUUGGGCUUCUUUUGACUCUGUGACAGUCCAGAGUGCCUUCAAAAUGUUUGCUUUCCUAUCAGAUGAGUUAUUUUAGCAUCCCCCAUGAACAACGGGAAAGUGACUUUUACUUUAGGCUGUGAAUGGAAUAAUACCGAAGAGUAAUGUGUGUCCAGAGAAAUGUCAGUUUUGUUGGUUUGGGACUGAGGCAUACACUUGUGGUUCUCAUCAUUUUUUUUAACGCCUGUAUGUUCAAAUAAAUUAUUUUUAGGAUUUAAAAAAAAAUUUUUUUUUUUUAGAAGUAUGAAAACAGCAACAAUUUCUCACUGUUGUGCUGCUCAAAGAUCCCUUUAUAGAGUUCAGUCAUGCAUUAAAGAAUAUUUAUCACUCAAAUGGAGGAUUUUCUGUCUCUUUUUGCCUUUUUUUCUCCACUUUCUCUGUAUCCGUUUUAUU